This is a messenger RNA of Leptinotarsa decemlineata (Colorado potato beetle), 2665 nucleotides long. RefSeq lists its product as uncharacterized. The record is from RefSeq and is a predicted model, not a curated record. NCBI's taxonomy places the organism in Eukaryota, Metazoa, Arthropoda, Insecta, Coleoptera, Chrysomelidae. Gene Ontology annotation, molecular function: protein dimerization activity.
UAGUCUUAUCUCUGUAUAUCACGCUUGUAAUUUUAAUUGAGCAUAUUAUCACUCAUACAAAGAAUUGUCGCGAAGAGAGUGCGGAAUCAAGAUCUCUCUGAUGAGCUAUCGCGGAAAAAACUACAAUAAAUUCAAUUAAUAAUAGCUUGGAUCUUGGCAAAGAAAGAUGAAAAGUGGGAGUUGAUAAUAGAAUUUUAUACGGAUUUUACGAGAAAAGAGAGUACACACGUUAGACUCCUUAUUCAAGCGAUUUUUGUCACACGGAAACCAUAAAAAGUGUUUCUUGAAAAUUUCGACAGUUCUUGUGCGUGCAGGUACUUUAUGAAAUGAACCAGAGUAGAAUACUUUUUGAAGAGUAUCCGCUGAAAAAAUCAAGCAUAUAUAAAAGAAAUACCAGAAAGGAAUCGUCCAGACUACCCUUAAAAGUAGCCCGGCUCUGUUUUCUGGGAAUCCUACUACCAUGCGUGCUUCUCAGUGUGCCCCUGUACAUGCGAUACCGAGUCUACGGUCUUCAAUUGUAUCCUCUUGCAGUAUCAGAUAUGAGAAUGCUGGACAGCAAGGUUUCGACGACGUGGUGUCAGAGACAACUAGUGAAAGUUAACGCUACUUUCAACGCAUUUCUGAUGUCAAACAACCCUCAAAUUUUGGCCACGAAGAAGCCCCUUUCUAUGAUGAGGGAGUUGGAUCUAGAGGACGAUACCAAAGAGUACUGGGGUUUUUAUCUUUUGAAGGGAACAUCAGUGACUGUGUCUACAUGUGUCAGGUGGCCUGGAGCAUCUCUAAUAGUAAUCCGUGGCCACAAGCAUCUCCACGAAUGUGCCUACAUAGGUGACGACUCCUCCGAAGAGCUGGACGAGCUCAUGGAGGCGGUACGCGAAGGCGUCUACGUCGACAUCCAUGAAAACCGACCUCCCAAUAGCACGAAAUCAGACAACGACGAAGCUCCGGCCAACGACCCGGAGUUGAUGAGGCGCCACCGACCGGAAGUGGAAUUCCUAAGCCCGAUCCACCGGAACGCGAGCAGGUCCCACCACCUGGCCUAUGCAGAGGAUAAUAGUGAGAUCUCCGACACCAAGGACCUGAAACAGAUCCUAGACGCCCUUCACGUCAAAUCAGCGACGUACAGGAAAAAACUUUCGGGAAAGUCCCACACGCACAGGAACUCCACCAUAGCCAAGGGCGAAAGCCAGAAUAUGCACAUCGAGGCUCCGGAGCCCAAUAAUUCAUCGCAGGAAAUCCUCAGCGACAUCUUGCGAAGGCUGAAGGCCUUGGGUCCCAAAGGGCCAAAGAUUCUGCAGAAGGUAAACGUAGAGUUUGAUCAUAUAGGCGAUUCCAAACAGGAAGCUAUCGAUAUGAGGGCUCGCCACUAUUCGAAGCCAAGCGUUAAUUUCGGAGACUACAUAGAUCAGGCUCGGAGAAGAAAAAGGGAUUUGAUUUUAUCUACGGCAAUGGGGAUGAACGAGAACGAUGAAGAGAAUGAUCAUGCAAUGGAGGAGGGUCUAACUCCAGACGGUAUAGCAGACCACCGAGGAACCAUUAACGAAACAACCUUGAACGACAUGAGUAACAGCGAGUUUUGGUCUUCAUUUUCGAGUUCGGAAGAAGCCUUAUUGAAUUGUGCUGGGCUGAUUUUGAAUCUGCCGUUGAUGCCUCACCACAGAUGUAUACGAGGCCUUAGCGAAAAAGACAGUUAUCAGGACAACACAAUUACAUACAGGGUUCCUACAAAUGGUUACUACUUCUUUGUGUUCAAUAGCGAGAAUGAGGUAGUGACCAACUAUGUCCGGGUCCAUUUUGAAAUUGAAAAAACUGUCUAUAACGUGUCGAACCCAGUGGCGUACUGCGUCAACAAGUCGACAUCUUGUUCCAUAGACCUGGAUUUUUUUUCCUCGGAAAAGUUGGUUAUGGAACUUCCUGUUAACGGCAAUGAAUCGCUGUGGAAUGAAGAAUACAUAGUCGUGUCCGAGUGCGAACCAAGAACUGCUGUCUAUGCCGUUUUUAUUUUACUGGUUCCUAUUAUGGUUGGCUUGUUCGCGUUUUCGUAGAAGAGUGAACUUACAAACGGCGCAUUAUUGCAACAUAACGCAAAGCGUAACUGAUAUAUAAAAGAAUAUUCGCAAGAGUCUGAAAAAAUAUGUCAAAUUUGUUUGUGAGGAAGGCAAGUUUUGAUAAAAAACCAUUGCAGAACCUUCAAUCCGCAAAACGGGUCUCUUUUCAUUGCUUCUUCACUUUUGAAAAUCGUUCCAAUUUCCUAGCAGAAAAGAAACUCUGUAGUGACAAUAAUACGUUUUCUGGAAAACGGAAACAUUCAUUAGAAUUUUCCUUGAAAACUUAUCGUAUCAAUCCAGUUAACGCUGGAAAUGUCCAUACAAUGAUACAUAUCGUCUUCAAACGAAUUAGAAGUAGUGCGAUACAGUUCGUUUUCAUGCCUCUUCAGAAAAAAAAAAACGAAUGACGAAGGAGGGCACACAACUGCAUCUCUUCGAUUUCGAAACAUGCAGUUCAAAUGAUAACGGAUAUUUUGUAAGUGAUGUGAAGGAGAAAAAUGAUACUGAAUGAAACAUUAUAUCCUCCUCAAAGUAUGAAAAGGAUAUUAAUAAGAGCAGGCCGAUAUAAUUUUUGAAUGAAACUUGGUACAUACUCCUUUCAAGUUUUCAAAAAAAAA